ACAGCUCAGUGGAGGUGGCGCUGGACAUGUCCCUCACAAAACCCCUGCAGGUUAGCACCAGGGCUGCGGGCGCUGCUGUCUGAGCUGGGGACGGUGGUCAGAGCGGCGUGGCGAUGACACGGGGCAAGGGGGAGGCGGGCACCUGCCACUUGGCCCCUGCCCUGGUUCCCGGUGGACAGAGGCCGCGGAGGGCGGAGGAGAAGGGAAUCCAGCCCGCCGCGGCCACCGGGCGAUGCUGACUGCCGAGGGUCUGGGGGCCUGCGCCAGCGCCCUGGGCAUCACCACGCCGCGUCUGCUCUUCCCGCAGAGAUCAGGAGGAGCACAUCCUGGAGAACAGCUUCGGCCUGGAGGGGGCGGCGCCGGGCGCGGGCGAGGGGCAGCCGCGCCUGGUGUCCCGGGGCGGCCUCGCUGGGCACCGUCACCCUGGGGCUGCCCGCUGGGCCGGCGGAUGGCGCCCGCCCCGGGCCCCGGCCUGCGGCCGCACCUGGUCAUCGCCGAGCAGCCCAAGCAGCGCGGCAUGCGCUUCCGCCACGAGCGCGAGGGCCGCUCUGCAGGCAACAUCCUGGGCGAGAGCAGCACGAGGCCAGCAAGACGCUGCCCGCCAUCGAGGUGAGCGCGCGCCGGGCGUCGGCGUCCCUGCCCCUGCCCCGGCAGCGCCGGGACUGAAGACAAAGGCCUCAGGGUGGUGGGAGAAGGGCGGCAGAAGCGAGGCCUUCGGAACCGAGCCCGCGGGUCACGGUACCCAACGAGACCCGUUAUCCUUGCAACAUUAUAGAGCCAUCUCCUUUGAAAGGCAGAGUUAGAGACGGAGCGCCCCUCCUGGGAACCGGUUCCGUCCACGCAGGAUGCCCGGCGCCCGGCCGCGUAGUUCUGAGUCCCCGCGCUCUCGCGAGCAGCAAUGUGCAGCACGUGGUUGAGCGGCCGCGCCUUCCCUGAUCAACUUGUAGAAGGGGAAUCUCUGGGGAAAGGGAACUCGCCCCUGGGGACACCCCGCGGUGGCCCCCUGCUCUUCCUGCAUCCGGGUCUCCCACGUGGCGGGCGCUUCCGGGUGUUGCUGCGCCUGCGCCGUGUGCCGUCCGCGCUGGAGGCCUGGGCCCCGCUGGCUCCUGGGGCCGCCACGUGUCCACUUAGAGCCCACGCGUGUCCCCUCUCCUGCCUCCCCACUGCCCUCGGGGAGACCCCUUCCCUCGCAGCCCCUCCUCCCUGGCCACCUCCAGCGCUGUCGCCCCUGACUGGAGAGGCUGCCCCUCACCAGGGCCCCUCGCCGGGCCCCAGCCCCCUGCCCUCUCGCCAGCUGAGCAGCCCCCUCCCCUUUUGUUUCUGCAAGCUCCCUGCCCCAGUGCUGGGAGCUGGGAACUCAGUCCAGACCCGGACCCCGAGCCCGCAGUAGCCUGGAAGCCGGCCCGGAGCACGUGCAGGACUUGGCGCCCAGGGCUCCGCCGUGGCCGCUGGCCCGCAGCUCUGCGCUCACGUUUAUUUGGGGGCUCAGUGGGUCCACGCUGUGCUUCCAGCCCGGGAGCGCCGACACGGUGGGUAGCAGUGUGGGUUUGGGGUGAGGGCAGGGAUCGGAGCCCUGGCUCUGUCGCCCGUUACUCCGAUGGGCCCGUCUGUGGAGCAGGUGCACACCGCAGCGCCCUCCGCGUCCGGUUCCAGCUCCUGUGCCUGCCCGGUUGGCGUCCUCACUGCUGCUCAAUUGCUCCAGGCACUGCAGCCUAAGGCAGGCGGCGCCGCAGAGGAGCUGGGGAACGGGCUUCCUCCCACGUGCAUUUGCGGCCGUGGACAGAGGGACCGGUGGCUCUGGUGCACCGAAGGCCGAUCACCUGGCCCUUCCAAGCCUGCGCGCCUCCCAUCUGUUUCUGCAGGUCGAGAGGGAAUCCUUUGGAAGAUCUGGGUCCCUGAAGAAUCACCAGGAGGUGGACAUGAACAUGGUGAGGAUCUGCUUCCAGGCCUCUUACCAGGACCAGCAGGGGAAGAUACGCGACAUGGACCCUGUGCUCUCCGAGCCCGUCUACGGCAAGAAGUCCACAAACAUCGGAGCUGCGGAUCUGCUGGAUCAACAAGGAGAGCGGGCAGUGCACGGGCGGCGAGCAGCUCUACCUGCUGUGUGACCAGGAUCUUCAUCAUCUGGGCCAUCAGCAGCUGGUUCUGCCCAGGGCCGGCCCCUCAGGACCAGGCAGGGCCCUGGAGGAGCCCCGUGCGUCGCCAGCCACAACCUGUUCCCCAAAGACACUUUAAUGGUAACUGCUGGAUGCAGGGGCGGAAGGUGACAGGAGCAGCACGACCUCGUGUACAGCGACUGGACGAGCGGCGAGAACUCAGACGGCUGCUGCGAGCAUUUAUCAGAGCUGGACAUCCUGCAGGUGGCCCUCCUGGAAACCAACGCCUACCUGCUGGCGCUCACCAUCAUCGUCUCCAUCAUCCACAGUGUCUUUGAGUUCCUGGCAUUCAAGAACAGCAGGGCUUCAUCACCAUGACGCCCCAGCUCUUCAUCAACUACAAGCUCAGGUCCAUGACCCACCUGCCCUGGUGCAUGCUCACCCACAAGGCCCUCAACACCUUCAUUGAGGACCUGUUUGCCUUCAUCAUCAAGAUGCCCG
This is a messenger RNA of Oryctolagus cuniculus (rabbit), 2597 nucleotides long. The record is from RefSeq and is a predicted model, not a curated record. NCBI's taxonomy places the organism in Eukaryota, Metazoa, Chordata, Mammalia, Lagomorpha, Leporidae.